Acanthaster planci (crown-of-thorns starfish) is the source of this 2361-nucleotide messenger RNA. RefSeq names its product alkaline ceramidase 3-like. Gene Ontology annotation, biological process: ceramide metabolic process; phytosphingosine biosynthetic process. Gene Ontology annotation, cellular component: endoplasmic reticulum membrane. The record is from RefSeq and is a predicted model, not a curated record. Lineage: Eukaryota; Metazoa; Echinodermata; Asteroidea; Valvatida; Acanthasteridae. Gene Ontology annotation, molecular function: N-acylsphingosine amidohydrolase activity.
CCAGCACAUGCAAAGAUGGCGCCGCUCUUGGAUAUGGAUGGUGUCUGGGGAGAGCCGACUUCGACCCUGGAUUGGUGCGAAGAAAACUACGUUGUGACACCAUACAUUGCUGAGUUUUGGAAUACAGUGAGCAAUGUUGCCAUGAUCAUCCCACCAAUUAUGUCCAUGGUCUACUUGUCCUUCUGCAAUGUGGAACAACGAUUCUACUGGGCUUGCUUUGCUUUCCUCUCUGUCGGUCUGGGUUCCUGGUGCUUCCACAUGACCUUGCUAUAUGAAAUGCAGCUCUUAGAUGAACUACCAAUGAUAUGGGGAACCUGUGUGCUGGUUUAUGCUUUCUAUGAAAGCAACUCAGAGCCCAACAGCCACAACUAUCCACUGGCAUUAUUGCUUCUUAUAUAUGCCUCGUUGGUCACUGGUAUUUACAUUCUAACCAACCAACCCGUCUUCCAUCAGACGGCCUAUGGAAUCCUGGUCUUUACACUUGUGUUCCGCGGUGUGUAUUGUGUCACUGUCAACAAACAGGAGUAUUCACUAUUCCUCUUUGUGUAUUCAAUUGGUCUCUAUGCGACUGGGUUCUUUUUGUGGCUAGUAGACAACGGUUUCUGCACACAAAUUAGGCAAUCACGAGAGCUCAUUCCAGCCCCUGCUAGUGCAGUCUUACAACUCCAUGGUUGGUGGCAUGUCUUAGCUGGCCUUGGUACCCACGGCCACAUCAUGUUUAGUUGCUAUUUACGAAACAGGUUUCUGAAACGCGAGACCACUGUUUGGCAAUUAGGCAUCCUACCGUUUGUGUCAGUUGGGAAGGCAGAAUGAGGCUACAUUGAAGACAUCCCUGUUCGCAAUAUGGUGCUCACAUCACACAGGGUACAAGAGUUGUUGCCAUGUCAUUUUCCAACUCCCCGUACAUGUAUAUAUAGAAUGUGGCACUGUGUAAAUCAAGCGUAGUUACCAUUGUAGACCGUAGAAUGAGCUCAUUGGGUAUUCCAACAGGGCAUGCCCAGAAUGAGGUCAUUCCAGACCUAAGUUAAAGGUCUGCCCGAUCAAGGCAGCCCUAAGCCAAUUCCUGCACAUGCUUUGUUCCUGAAUGACCUAAUGUAGCUGUUUUGAAAUGCCCAACUCGUUCAUCAUGAAAAGAGAAAUAUGGUGCUUGCAUGAAAACCAAAAAAAGAACUCGCACACUGUCUCGAGUCCAAGCCCCUCAGCACGUCUCGGCCUUUUUGUAAACCCAGACCCCAAUCCAUUGUCAAACAGUCUUCAUACUCGAACAAGUCAGACUUGCAGUUUACAUGGUUUAAGGUUUGAUUCAGCUGUACCACCAUUCACAUAAUGUACAUGUCAGUAUACUUACAGGAAAUAGGAAUAAAGAUUUGACAGAUGUGCUCCUCUGAAUGAUAGUGUAGCUUCUGUUAUUUCUGGUUUAUUGUUACUGUUAACUUUGAAUAAGAUUUUGAAAAACAAGACACAUACACGUAUAUUCAUCUGUAUGACUCUCUAAGGAGAGGAAAGCAAGAUGCCAGAAAAUUUUCAAACGGGAGGGUUUUGAACAGGUUCGGUGAAAUGUGCCAAAGUCUUGGACGUGUAAAUGUCCCUUAAUGGGAAGGGCCAGGCAGUUUGUGCUGGAUGUUCAGCUUCAGGAAGACAACUCGGCUCAGUUUUUUUCUUAAGUUCAAAUUUUACAAAGCCCCUAUUUUGAACGUCAGUUUUUGCACAGGCAAACAAGUCUUCGCAGUUCCUUCCAAAAUACUGGGUGCAGUGGAAAUAUGGCCUCAGCACCGAGGGUUGUAGGUUUCAAAAGUAUGAGAGGACAGACAGUUUUUAACCUUGGCUGGAAAGUGAGAGGGAGAUACAGCAGUACUAGGUGAAACCCUGUUUGACAGGCAUAGAUUAAGUCAUAACUUACAGUUCAAAUACUUCCACACCAUUUUGCUACAAGUUUUACUCUUGCGACUGUGCAAUUAUACCAUUGUAACGUGAGCAGUGUUGGUAGAUGGGAGAGUGGUAUUGUUUCCAUGUUAAGUACAUGUAGGUCAGUGUUAUUUACAUAGCUUUUUGGUUGGUAAUGUGACUGCUUACCUAGUUUUUUUUGCCCAUACUUAGCAAAUUUGCCUACAUGUAGUCCCUGUUUAUAGGAUAGUUUACUUGUCCGUGUUGGACUUAUUCAAGGGCAUACAUAUAAUGAAAUUUGUGCCCUUUGGCUGUUGUGCAAAACACAGCACAUGAAGUUGAAACUUCACACAUGUAAGAGCAGUCGCUGCUCUGUAUAGUGGGUAUAAACUGACAACAGUACUUUCUCAGUAUAAAUGCUUUGUUUUUAGUGAAGUACUAUAUCAAAUAAAGAGAAUAGACAGCAAUUGUUCUUGA